GACGGCCAGGGUUGGCUAGGUCUUUCUCGAACGCGGGGAUAGUGUUUGUGGUGCUGGGGACGAGAUCGAUCGAUCGAUCGUGUCGCGGGAGGUGGAGAUUGCGAAUGCGAGUUUAGGUCUCGUACCUGGGAGCGCGAGGAGGCUGUGCGCCGCGGUAUGUAGGUUUUGGAUCAGCUGUGGGGAGGAAAUCAUGCGUUGCUUGACGGAAGCGUUUCUAUCUAGCGAUUCUCGGCCGCCGGUCAGUGGCAGCGGGCUAAGCGAAGAUGAGCGAUUCAGCUAUGGCUACUCGAGCCUUUGCGGGAAGAGGAUGUCCAUGGAAGAUUUCUACGAUGCUAGAAUUUCCAAGAUAGAUGAUACUGUGGUGGGUUUGUUUGGAGUUUUCGACGGACACGGUGGUUCUGAGGCUGCCGAGUAUGUGAAGAAAAACCUCUUUGACAACCUCACAAGACAUCCUCACUUUGUGAGCAACACGAAGCUUGCUAUUGGUCAGUGGAUCUUCGUGCAAACGCUUGAUUGGUUGAUUGAACAGUCUUCUUCUUUGUUUUUUUCCUUCUUUCCAGAGGAGGCCUAUAGAAAAACCGAUGCGGACUACUUGCACAAUGGCCCCGAUCAGUGUGGCUCCACGGCUUCCACAGCGAUCUUGGUUGGAGAUCGCUUGCUUGUGGCCAACCUGGGCGAUUCACGAGCGGUGCUGUGCAAGGCUGGUGAAGCCGUUCCCUUAUCCAACGAUCACAAGCCGGAUCGAUCGGACGAGCGCCAAAGAAUAGAAAACGCUGGAGGAUAUGUCUUGUAUUUGGGAACCUGGAGAGUUGGAGGCGUGCUGGCCGUGUCUAGAGCCUUUGGAGACAGCUCGUUGAAGAAAUUCGUCCUCGCGGAUCCAGAGAUCCAGGAAGAGAGGAUAACGGAAGACGUCGAGUUUUUACUCCUCGCGAGCGAUGGUUUGUGGGAUGUUUUGACAAACCAGGACGCUGUGUCGAUGGUCCAAUCCAUACUGGAUCCGGAGGAAGCAGCCAAGAGAUUAACGAGCGAGGCGUAUGGCAAAGGAAGCGCUGACAACAUAACUUGCGUCGUUGUGAGGUUCCUCCACAAGAACUCGAAGUGUGAAUAGAGGGUAUUGUUAUAAUUCUUGCUAACCGGUGUUUAACGUGUUAAUAAGCAUAAAAUAUUAUAAUGUGAAAGAAAGAACUUUGAUCGA
Molecule: messenger RNA, 1195 nt
Organism: Selaginella moellendorffii
Lineage: Eukaryota; Viridiplantae; Streptophyta; Lycopodiopsida; Selaginellales; Selaginellaceae
Product: probable protein phosphatase 2C 45
Exons: 7
Coding region: 191-1108 (305 amino acids)
Biological process (GO): protein dephosphorylation
Cellular component (GO): cytosol; nucleus
Molecular function (GO): cation binding; protein serine/threonine phosphatase activity
Source: RefSeq, a predicted model, not a curated record